Molecule: messenger RNA, 4550 nt
Organism: Loxodonta africana (African savanna elephant)
Lineage: Eukaryota; Metazoa; Chordata; Mammalia; Proboscidea; Elephantidae
Gene: RNF146
Product: ring finger protein 146
Exons: 3
Coding region: 413-1495 (360 amino acids)
Biological process (GO): ubiquitin-dependent protein catabolic process; Wnt signaling pathway
Cellular component (GO): nucleus; cytoplasm
Molecular function (GO): zinc ion binding; poly-ADP-D-ribose binding; ubiquitin protein ligase activity
Source: RefSeq, a predicted model, not a curated record
CGGCGUGGCCCCGGCUGUCCGCGCGGAGGCGGGAUGGGAGAGUUCAACCCUUCCCGCCGCCUCCGCCGUGACUGUUGUCGCAGCAGGAAGACUCACGGCCUCAGUGGUGCCCGCGGCCGCUGCAGCCCCUGUCCCGAGCGACGGCUCGGAGCUGUUCUAGGUCGGGGUGCGAGAAGCAGAGCAGCGGCCAUUACUGCGCAGCCUCUUCCGCCGGUCCGCAUCGCGGCCUUUGGUGGUGGCCGGGUACCUUCUCAUCCCCCUCGGCGGUAGUGUCAGGCCUCUAUCUGGAAGAUCUUGUCCUUAGAGCUUAGACAAAGAAUGAGCCAGCAGGAGAAGAGAACAUCCUGCAAGCUGACUGACUGCUGGUGAUGAUGUAUUUUUAUGUCAGGCAUCUGUGGGAUCUGUAGUAGAAAUGAUGGCUGGCUGUGGUGAAAUUGAUCACUCAAUAAACAUGCUUCCUACAAACAGGAAAACCAAUGAGUCCUGUUCUAGUACCACACCUUCUCUAACUGUCCCUGAAUGUGCCAUUUGUCUGCAAACGUGUGUUCACCCAGUCAGUCUACCUUGUAAGCAUGUUUUCUGCUAUCUGUGUGUAAAGGGAGCUUCGUGGCUUGGAAAGCGAUGUGCCCUCUGUCGACAAGAAAUUCCUGAGGAUUUCCUUGACAAGCCAACCUUGUUGUCACCUGAAGAACUCAAGGCAGCAAGUAGGGGAAAUGGAGAAUAUGCGUGGUAUUACGAAGGAAGAAAUGGGUGGUGGCAGUACGAUGAGCGCACGAGUAGAGAGCUGGAAGAUGCUUUUUCCAAAGGUAAAAAGAGCACUGAAAUGUUAAUUGCUGGGUUCCUAUAUGUUGCUGAUCUUGAAAAUAUGGUUCAAUAUAGAAGAAAUGAACAUGGACGUCGCAGAAAGAUUAAACGGGAUAUAAUAGAUAUACCAAAGAAGGGAGUAGCCGGACUUAGGCUGGACUGUGACUCUAAUACCGUAAACCUAGCAAGAGAGAGCUCUGCAGAUGGAGCGGACAGUGUAUCAGCACAGGGUGGAGCUUCCAUUCAACCUCUGGUGUCUUCUUCGGCAAGGCCUCUAACAUCAGUAGAUGGUCAGCUAACAAGCCCUGCAACACCAUCCCCUGAUGCAAGCACUUCUCUGGAAGACUCUCUUGCUCAGUUACAACUCAGUGGAGACAGCAUAGCCGAAAGGAGUCAUAGAGGAGAAGGAGAAGAAGAUCAUGAAUCACCAUCUUCUGGCAGGGUACCAGCACCAGAUACCUCCAUUGAAGAAACCGAAUCAGACACCAGUAGUGAUAGUGAAGAUGUGUCUGCGCUUGUUGCACAGCACUCGUUGACCCAACAGAGACUUCUGGUUCCUAAUGCAAACCUGACAGUAUCUGACCGGCCAGAGCGGUCUGGGACUGACCGAUCUGUAGCAGGGGGCGGAACAGUGAGUGUCACUGUCAGAUCUAGAAGGCCUGAUGGACAGUGCACAGUAACUGAAGUUUAGAUAAAAGCCUUCAGCCCAUGCUCAAGGUUGAAAUGGUUCUCUGUAAAUUUCUGCCACGUGGCAUUAUACUCAUCCCUGGUAGUGCACUGUGGGGGUGGGAAGGGGUAUGGGAAGGACAGACCUGUAAUUAAAAUGUCUUAACACAUCUGUUGAGAAAUUUAUUUAAUGUAAGGAACUUGGGUGUUAAUAGUUGAGAGCCAUUUAGUAAUAACCCAGUUUUCUUGAGGUCUGUUUAUUUUAUACCUUUUUGUUUAAGUUCCUUAGUUCUUUUGGCCAGUGUGUGUAUUAUCUGUGCAUUAACAGUCCUCAUCUGAUUCUUGCGUUGUGUCUUAUUUUUCUGCAUGGAUUGACAUAAAAUCAUUACUGAGAUUUGGUGCCUAUGAGAUGUUUGAUAUCAGUAUGAGCAGGAAGCUUAUUAAUGUGAGAAUAGAUGUGAAUUUGGAAUUUUAGAAUAACAACCAUUUUAUAGUAGUUUCUGAAAUGGAAAUGUUAAGAAAACAGCUAAUAAGUUUCAGAAUCUCUGUAACACACUCCAUGGUGUUUUCAUAGGCUUCGCUGUCUAGUCCUUGUAGUUUGAGGUUGCCCUCGAUCAACAUUUUUCUUUUUGAGUACAAAUUUAUAAUUUAAUAAAUAUUACAGUUUACCAAAAAUAAUCUGUCUCUUGUUUGAGUCUGGAUAGGGGAUGGAAACAUUCUGACAUUUUAGCCAAGUUUCUAAAAAGGUGAUGGUUUAAAUUGGUGCUGUUCAACUUAAAAUUGUCACUUGCUCAGAAAAAUCUUAUUUCUUAAGAGUAUUUAAGCACAAUGUCCAGGCAGUGUUUGUGGAGCAAAUAUGUAUGGCAAUAAAACUAAAGCCUGAGAGACUGAGAUUUCAUAGAUGAUAGUGGAGACCAGAAAUGUUUUACAUUUUCCUCACAGGUCAUAAGUGGUCUAACACUAAUCUGGGUUAAAUGGUAGGCAUAAACACCAUUAGUGGACACAAAUUCACUUUACAUAAAAUGUUAUGAACCACAAAAUCCACUUUUAUUUGGCAGUUUUUAUAACCUAUGACAUGGUGGGAAGAAUUGCAUUAAUAUGGUAAACUAGCAUUUGGCUCUGAAAAAAGUAAUUUGCCUUAUAUGUUUUCCUAAUUUAAAACAGGAUUAUGAGGAUAAAGCAUAUGCAAGUUAUUAAGAACAUAAUUUUCAAAUGUGAAUUUAAUGCUAUAAUAGCAAAUACAUUACGAUGAAAUUAUCUUUACCUCUUGUGGAUAGAUUAGAAUUAUGACCUAAUUCUUUGACUUACACUCAUUUAUAAAGUCUGUUACUGAGACAGUCAUUUACUUUUAAGAGAUAGUUAUAAAAGAAAGUUUAGCGUUUUCCAGAAAAAAAAUAGAAAUUUGAUACAAAAUGCAAACUUGUUGCAGGAUGCUUCAUCGUCUCUUUCAAGUCUUAUAUAGUGCUUUGAUGUAAGACUACACUUUAAAGCUAUGUGAACAGUAGCAAAAAAACAACUGCAAAAAAAUGUAGAACAAAAUUAUAACUCGAAAAGAAAGGACAGACUUGCUGGCCUGACAGAGACCAGAGAAACCCUAAGAAUACAGCCACUGGGUACCCUUGUCACUCCUGAGGUUCACCCUUCAGCCAAAGAUGGGACAGGCCCAUAAAACAACAUGAGACUAAACGGGCACACCAGCCUGGGGCAGGGACUGGAAGGCAGGAGGGAACAGGAAAGCUGGUAUUAGGGAACCCAAGGUUGAGAAGGGAGAAUGUUGGCAUAGUGGGGGGCUGUUAACCAAUGUCAAAACAAUAUGUGUACUAACUGUUUAAUGAGAAACUAGUUCUGUAAACCUUCAUCUAAAGUACAAUAAAAAGAAAGUAAAAAAGCCAGUUGCAGUUGAGUUGGCAGGAUAGAUCCGUGUUCCACGUGGGAUGUAGACUGCUGGGCCUUUCCUCCACGGUGCCUCUAGGCAGACACAAGGCUCCGAAUUUGGUUAGCAGUUGAGUGUGUUAACUGCUUACACUACCCAGGGACUCCUGAACUCUUCCAUAUGGUGGCUAUCAUUGUUUUGAAGAUAAAAUAGAAAAAUAAUUAAUAAAAAGAUCAAAUAAAUAAGACUUUAAAUUUGUAGUGGAAGGGGUGCUCUAAAAAAAAAAGGGGGGGUAAAAGCACCAGCAUGAUUUUUACUCCAGCAGCUUGGUGUAGAAGAAAAUGACUGAUCAUAUUUCUCUACCCACCCCCCCCUUGUUUUUAAUUGCAAGUUCACUCAGUUAUUUUUGUAAAUAAAACAGAACAAAGACUUCAUGGAAAAUAACCCUGGGAAUAGAUUUUGUGUAGAAGUUACUCCUUUUUAAAAAUGAUUUUUGGUUAUAGGCUAAGAACCACUGUAGCAAUGUGAGAAAUGACGGCAAUAAUUUUUAAGAUGAAUGUGUUGUGUAUUUUAUUCAGAUGUUCUCAAUUACUUGGUAAAUACACAAAUAUACUGAAAACUAAUCCAGAGUUCAGGUAUUAAAGACAUUACAAAUACUAGUAGCAGCCUUCAAAGUAAUUCUGGCAUUUAACUUUUAUGCAUAUUAACCACUGGAGCUUUACUUGUAAUACUUGACAUUUUUAAAAAACAAAUUAUUUAUUAAAUUUUCCUCUCCUGGAAAUAGCCUCUAAAUUUGCAGGUCCACCCCAAACUGUUCCUACAAGAUCUCUUUCAUUCUGUAAUGCCUCCUCUAUACACAGCUCUCUGCCUGAAGAAACAGCCUUUUUCAAAGUUCUAAUUACUUCUGGUGGCCCUUUGAUAAACUGCUGUAGCCAUUCUUGUGCCUCUUCUAGAGACUGAGUUUCAUCUGAAGACUGCAAGACCUCUUCCGCCAGUCCUAUGUUUAAAGCUUUUUCUGAUUCCACUUUGAGGGCACCAGUUAACACUUUGAGAGCCUGUCUACUGCCGAUUAUUUCAACCAACCGAGUAGUGCCACCCCAGCUUGGUAUUAUACCCAUUUCCUUAUGGACAAAUCUGAUCUCACUUCCUGGAGUCAUUAACCUAAAAAAGAGAAAGAAAAAAAAAAAAAAACAACUGCAAUUAUACG